AUGCCCCUGCUCGACCGGACCGAGGUUUCCCCCCUGCCGCUGCCCAGCCAGCUCGGCCAGCUCCCGCCGGACACCGAGCUCUGGCUGAUCGCGCAGACGGGCGAGAUCUUCACGGACUACGAGUCGUACGCCAACCGACACCUCUUCUACUCCCAGCCCAUCUUCACCCCCACCGCACCCGCAAGCCACCACCACCAGCCAGUCUCAUUCUUCCAGGCACUCAACCACGAACACGCAGCCCAGGACGAGCUCAUCCAGAAGCACUUCCCAGAAACACUCAAGCAGCGCAUCACAGCCGCAGUCAGCCUCCAGCCAGCCCAACGACAGCCAAACAUCGACCAUCUCGUCGACUAUCUCUACGAACUGUUCCACAACCGAUUCAAUGUCGCCGACAAAGUCACCGUCGACCUGGCAUCCAGCCACAGCGCAUCCCCCUCCGUCUACCCGGCCAAGGUAGUCAAGGUCUUCCCCCCCAAGCCGAUCAGAGACCUCGACAAGCACGCAUACGCAGACCUCAUCCACCUCCAGGCCAUCGACCGCUUCUCGCUCGACCUCAACAAAACACUUCAGAUCGACAGCCCCGCCGGAUACCUAUACACCAUCCAGCUCAUCGAUGACCAGCAAUCCAACUCCGACAACUUCGGCGCGAGCUACAUGGAAGUCGAAACGAGGAAACUCAGCCGGCCUGCAGACACAUUCUCCAAACCACUCCUCAAACGAUUCCUACAGUCCGUCCUAGUACCCUCCUCACACAGCAGCAACCCACCAUCCCUUCCCAGAUGGACCAUCCAUCCAGACCUCUCACUGCCCAAGACCAUCACACCCAAACCGAUACCAGUACCCAGCUACAAAUCAUUGGUCAAAAACUACGACCAAAUCAACCGACUAGCAACUCAAGCAGACCAUCAUCAUCUAACCGAGCCGCACCCCAAAAAACGCAAGAAGAACACCUGCCAGCCCCUCACCCCCUCACAAACAUCCCUCCAAACACUGCCCCCAUCCUAUCAAGACUACCCAGACCACCUCAAGGAGACACUCAGCAGCUGUGCACAGCUCAUCGAAAAACAGCUCGAGCCCAACAGCCUCAACUACUCCAUCGUCGAGCCUUGCCCCCAGAAGAAGGUGGUCAAGAAGAAGAGGAAGAAAACGCUGGAUUCCACCGAUCCAUCGGCCCUUAUACCCAUCAAUGCCCACCUAGAUCACCCCCUCACCGUCAACACUCAGCUAGCUAAUCCAGCCGACCCUGCCCUCCCUCUCAUCAGUGCUACCACCCCAAGCACCGCCACAAAAGAAUCCAAGAAAACAAUCAAAUACCCAAUUGAAGAUCUUGAUCUCGAUCCAUUCACAAUUAUUGAUGGCCGCUACCUACGACGAGCCAACCCAACCCCGCUCAAGCUACCCAGAAAACCACAGCCCAGUCAGCAAAAGCUCGGAAAGAAAUUUGCCCAACGGCUCAAGAUCUGGUCGUUUGUGAACAUCUUCAAGUUGAACGAGCGACGCUGUAAAUUUGAAGAGUUCGACGAGAGUCUAGAUGAUCUGACGGCCAGCUUGGUCAAGCUCAUCCUGAGUCAGAGUGGAUUAAGAUACCCGACGACCAGGCCCCAAAGGUUUACCUCCAUCUCCGUCUUGCCCUUCUUCGCCACCCGUCCCGCUCAAGAGUGUCGAGUGAUGAGCAUCGAUGAGCGAGAGUACUGGGUGCGCAAGGGCCUUCGUUUUGUCAACAUCACGCGCAGGCUACACGAGUUUGCAUUGGCGAGUGCCGCGGGUAAGCGCAAGACCAAUCGAGCCGCGCUCGAGGAGGACUGGGUGAUGGGACUGGUCGAGAUCAUGUGCCAUCGAGGUGGGAUCGAACGCUUGGGCUGCAUGGCCCGAAUGCUCAAAUACUUCUUUUCGACCGAGGGGACCCUGCUGGCGAUCGACCACACGAUCGAUCAAGACGACGAGCUACCCGACCCGGGGGUCACUAAGAAGCCCCAAGACUCGCAUCCCAAGACGAAGUACGACCAGGCUAAUGCCCCGCAGGAUGGAGACAGUCCUCUAUCGAACACCACCGACGACAGUCUGACGGUUCAAGACAGCGAAGGAUCCGUAGACGGCCUCGAUAAAGAGGAAGACGUCGAGCCCGAAGCCGGGGCGGAAACGGCGGACGAAGAUGGCCGUCGAUACGGCAGAUCGAUUCGCAACCAACGGAGCAACCCGCGCAUGCUGAAGAAAACUCUGGCCGCCCGGUUCGCACUCCUACCCAUUGACGACAAACUUGUCCUGCUCGAGUUCUUGUGCGAUCUGGCGACCGAAAGCGACCAGGUCCGCAAUUAUAUGGACGAGUGCGACGAGAAGCUGACCGUCGUUCGGCGAGAAAAAGCGGACGUGAAUAAGGAGAAACGCAAAGUACUCGAAGAGCUGGCACGUCUCGAGGCUCGUAAGGCCGAAGCAGCACUCAACACCCAGCCGGCCUCGACCACAGAGCCUAGCAGUUCUACGAUAACGGAACCAUCGCCGACAACGGAGCCGGAUGCGGCGCAGCCUCCUCCCAAGCAGGAGCCAUCGACGGAGGCCGCGCCGGCGCAGGGCUCUCCAGAAGUGAUGUUGGGGAGGGGAGGGGACGUGAGUGCAGAGCCGGAAGAGGCGCGCUCGAGCGGUGCGGGCAAGCCGUCGACGCACGCCUCGGCCGGCAGUCGGUCGUUGUCUGUGGCUGUGGACGGGCCCACGAAGUCGCCGGACACGGAGACGGACAAGAAGCCGGCUGGACGCCGACGGCUGGACACAGCCGUCCGGACGGCCACCCUGCUUGCGCGCCAGAUCAAGCCGCCCGCAGCGUCCGCGUCCCCGGCCUAUCCCCCGUCAGACCCGCAGGGGAAACUGGCGGCGGAGAAGGCGGCGCUCGACGGCCAGCUGUUCGACGUCGGCCUGCGCGAACUCUUCUUCCAGGAACGCUUCCGCCAGCUGAUCGGAGUCAGUAAGCUCAAGCCGCUGGGCUCGGACCGGUUCCUGUGCAAGUAUUGGUGGUUCGACGGGGUAGGCGGGAUGCAGAUACACAGCAAUGCGGACACGCCGCAAGCUUCGGUCGAGGCGGAGGAUGAUGAGGAGGGGGAGGAGGGGGAGGAAGAGACGAGGUGGUAUGCGGGAUGCCUCUUCGUCUCCGGGCCUUCCAUCGACGAGUGGCAGAAGAUCGCCGCCGCACAUGGCGGCCACGCGGCCCUCUUCAAGCGCCGCUUCCACGAAGAACUCGGCGUCGAGACGGGCCCCGUCGACCCUCGCGAGCAGCAGCCACUGGGGGCGGAGGACGAGCUCAAGGAGCAGAUCGUGGGCGUGGAUGAGUGGGCGGUGUACGACACCGAGCAGCAGGUGGACGAGUUGGUGGGCUGGCUGAACGGCAAAGGCGUCCGCGAGAACGCGCUCAAGGCCAACCUCAAGGAGUGGAAGGAGUACAUCGUCGACGGCUUCGUCCAGCGCCGACGCGCCCGCGCCCGGCGCCACCAGCAGCAGCCAGUCCCGCCGGUCGAGAUCGACUGUGCGGAGGGGCGGGAGGACGCGCGGAGCGGGUCGUCUUGUCCGCCUGUGGAUCGGCGGGACCUCGGCAGCCCUGCCUCUUGA
Molecule: messenger RNA, 3594 nt
Organism: Puccinia triticina
Lineage: Eukaryota; Fungi; Basidiomycota; Pucciniomycetes; Pucciniales; Pucciniaceae
Exons: 7
Coding region: 1-3594 (1197 amino acids)
Source: RefSeq, a predicted model, not a curated record